This is a messenger RNA of Bemisia tabaci, 4206 nucleotides long. It is a transcript of the gene Ak3, whose product is annotated as Adenylate kinase 3. The record is from RefSeq and is a predicted model, not a curated record. Gene Ontology annotation, biological process: nucleobase-containing compound metabolic process. NCBI's taxonomy places the organism in Eukaryota, Metazoa, Arthropoda, Insecta, Hemiptera, Aleyrodidae. Gene Ontology annotation, cellular component: mitochondrion. Gene Ontology annotation, molecular function: ATP binding; AMP kinase activity.
CACGCUCGUCUUAUCAUUAUCAACGAGUGACACAGUGAUAAUGCCAGUUUCCACACACGCCUUGCCGAUAAUUCACAAGAUUCGAACUGUUAUAUUCGCUAAUAUCUGUUGUAAUUUAUAGACAACUGCUUUAUUAAGUUUUCUCAAGCAGCGUUGAGUUCUAUACGCAAUAAUUGUUCGUGUUUAGGGUCGGUGAACGUUCCGUACCCGCAGCAGAAGUAUCGAACACGUUGGUGCAAUUUGUGUUUCCGAAUCUCUACAUACACUGUUUACCGACUGUGAGGCAACGUGCAUUUUCCGAGGCAACUGCACUCUUAUUCUCUGGACUUCGCCCGACCUAAGUACACAUCAAUUUCUCAAUCGUGUUCAAGUUUACUGUACAACAAUCCUCAGUGACAAAUCAAGUCUUCAUCUCUCAAAUUGGUCAGUGUAAGUUUUGAUAAAGUAUUCAGACUACUGUCAGGACUUCAAAAUCCCACAAUGAUUCGACAGUUUCGCUCUUUAGUUCUUGGGGCGCCUGGUUCAGGUAAAGGCACAAUUUCAUCCCGAAUCGUAAAGAGUUUCGAUUUGACUCACAUCUCAAGCGGUGACAUCUUCAGGCACCAUAUCGCAAACAAAACCGAAGUGGGGAAACAAAUUGAAUCAAUCCUCAAAUCUGGAUCCCUCGUUCCAGACGAUCUUACCCUUAAAGUAAUCACACAGGAGCUCCAGAAACAUUCUCAGAAGAACUGGCUUCUUGACGGUUUCCCGAGGACAAAAGUUCAAGCUAUCGAACUCAACAAAACCACUCCAAUUGAUCUGGUGAUAAAUCUAGUCGUUCCAUUUGAUAUCAUCAUCGAUCGAUUGAGCAAAAGAUGGAUUCAUGCGCCGAGCGGGCGUGUCUACAAUCUUGACUUCAACCCACCCAAGGAACCUGGUUUGGAUGAUGUAACAGGAGAAAAACUUACGCAACGGUCAGACGACACACCAGAGUCAGUACGGAAAAGGUUAGAAAUCUACACUGAUAAAACUAAACCUGUCAGUGACUAUUAUAGAGAAUUAGGAGUUUUAAUGGAUUUUGAAGGCAACACCUCUGAUGAAAUUUGGCCUCAUGUCCACGAUGCUCUUAGUGGUAAAUUGCCGAAAAAAGAAGCCUCAAGAUCCACUGCCUAAGUAUUUUUGCACUUCACUGAUUGCACUCAGUGUAAUUUUCAGAGAAACCAUCGUGAAAAAUAGGGUAUUUCUAAAGAAAGUCACAUUUUUCACUUUCUAACUUCUUUAUUCAAGAUAUUCUGUGGAUAUCAGUCUAGUCCCUACAAUGUCUCUGCACAAAUUUACUACUUACUUAUUUAUUUUGAAAUAGCUAUUACCUAACAUUUUUUAUUAUUGUUUUUUGUCGCCGGCACAAAGGAACGUGUCUUGUUCACGCUGUCUUAGUCUUUCUACAAAAAUUUUAUUUUUUCAUGCAAAAACUGUUGCAUGAAAUAUUCAGUAGGUAGUCUGGAAAUUUCAAAGUCUUUUCUCUUGAAGGUGAAGAUAAUCACAAGAAAUUUCACAAAUAUUCAUGCAACUGUUCUUCCAUAAACAAAUAAAAGUAAGUAAGAAAUACUGCAACAGCGCAGUCGAGAUACUUACGUUUCUUCUAUGGGAGACAACAAAUUGCUAAUGGUGAUUUUUAGACUCAUGUUACCCAUUUAUCCCAUAUAAAGUCUGUUAGAACUUUCAGUGACAAGUGAAUCUUAUUUUUUGAGGACACCCUAGCUGAACAAACUAUUCUAGGAUUUUAUGAAAAAUAAUCACCUCCCUGAAGAGGUAAGGUCGAAUUUUUAUCAUUUCCUUAUUAAAGUGAGAUUUUAAUUAGAGGUAGAUUUAAGAAAACAACUUUUCACCUUUUAGAGAAACAUUUGAAUUUUAGUCAUCUUCAACCAUAUUGAUUAUCUAUGAUUUCUUAUGAUUUAGAAAAUUACAAAUUACCUAGGUUCUUAUGUUAAUUAAGUGGAAUGAAUCUCUUUCAAUGUUCAGCUCUAUUAGCCAACCUUUUUCAUGUUCAGAAGUUGACUCAAAUAACAGCAGUUAUUUCAUCCACAUUAUACCAAAAAAUCUGAAAGUGUAAUCUUGAAGUCCGAAUAUGUUUUUAGUUUUAUCCAAUUGAUAUUCUGUUAAAUAUCUCUGCUAUUGCGAAAAACUCACCAGCCCUGCAAGUUUGGGUCACAUCCUGCAAUUUUUACAGAUCUGGAUGUCAUUGAUACGCUGUAGACUGCUGAAACCAUGAAAAUUGUAUGGCCUACUCAAUUUUCAAGAUUAUUGACGACUUUCAGAUUUGUCAGUCAUCAGUUUUUACAAAGCGAUCUGAAUUAUUUUGGUACAAAUUUGAUGAGGGAGGAAUAAGACCGUUGACUACUGAAAGAUUCGAAUCCAGUUUCAGCAAAAAUUACAGUGUGUGACCCAUGCUUAACAGUUACACUCACUCAAUAUUAAACAGGUUUUUCUCUCAGAAAUUUUCUGAAUUUGCCCUAAGCACACAAAAGGUAAAAUCCUGUCAGCUCUGAAAAAGUGUACUUAAUGCAACUGUAAAACAUUUUAGAAACCAAAUUGGAAAAUUUACCACAGAAUUAAAACGAAGUUUUUUUUUCCAAGUAACAAGAUGCUCGAUUAAAUGAAAAUAGGUGCCAACUUUUCUCAAAACUGAAACCUCAAAUUUUUGUGCCUUGAUUUUUCUCGAGUCCAGAGGAGUUCAAAUGAAUAUUUAUUUUGUGGUCGGAAAUUUUAAAUUGAUCCACACCGCAUUACAGAAUCAUUUAAAUUGAUGUUAAUGCAGUCUCAUCCAAUUCAAUUGUUUUGUCUCUUUAGAAAAUGAGGUAAAGAAGGAUGAUAGGUGAGAUAUUAACUUCUUUGAAUUUGGAAUUAAUUGUGAACUUUUCAAUAUUUAUUGUAAUUGAAAAGAGAUUAAUCUGCUAAAGUUUUGUAAUUACUUAAGUUCUUUUUUCUCAAAGGAUUAUUUUUAAGUCAUUCUUGUCUUACCAAAUUUUUAAUACUUUUGGGUGAAAUCAAUGCAGAAUUUCCUUUUUCCUUCCAUUUUAAAAUUCGACCAAACCGUAGAAUUAUUACAUCACCAAGUUGCAACAAUAAUGUUACCAAUUUUUUAGAAAAAUUUUGUCAAAAAAAAAAAAUUAUGAUACAAUUACUUUUACACAUGGUGAUCAGCACUAAAAGUGUUCGGUGCAAGGAGGGCACUUCUCGGUUGCCAAGUCUCAGAAUCUCUGUCAAUAAUUUUUAUCCUAGCAAGGAAUCUAAUGGUGAAUCACCAAGAAUUUUAUCCAUAGAACAUUGUAGAAUUUCAAAGAAUGUGUUUUAAAAGCUUGAGUGCGCUUUCCUUAGUAUGAAUGAAAUAUUAACAGAGAUUUCUAAACACUGCAACCAACAAGUGCCCUUUUCACACACAAAGCCUCAAUUUGAUGUAUUAAAUACUUUAAAAGGAACUGCGUACAUUGUGACCUGAGCCCUACCAUGCAUGCAUUAAUUAAUUUAUUUAUUUAUUUAAAAAACAAUACAAAAUAAAUAAUUGAACUAACAAGACCCGCAGUGAGCAAUUUAUGACUCUCCUCUAAGGUCUAGCCAAUAGUGAUAGAAUGGUAGAGCCUGCGCCGCCAGAUACACUUAAUCCUUAAGAGAAAACUGUUUGCAAGAGGGGAAUAUACACCAUACCAAGGUUGUCAAGUUUAAAAUAAUUUUUUAGUUCUAUAAUAGAAGUGACCUUUCUUAGUCCGCUCAACUACUGUAUUAACAUGAUCUCUCCAAGAAAGGGAAGAAUCUAGUAGAAUGCCCAGAUAUUUAACCUCCAAUGAAAGUUUUAUUUUGGGGCGGGAACAUACAUUUGCCUUACAACUUUGCAUAUGCAGUUUUAUCUCCACUCAUGUAUUUUUGUGGAUCUGAGGGCUCUUUUCAGAAUGGAUAUAGUACCCGUUCAUUUAAUACGUCCAAUUCAGAUCAGAAAUUAUUUUUUCAUAUGAGCACCACCAUUGAAUUUAUUGGAAUGAACUUGCAGUUACGGACGUACCUAUAUUUUUACUCAUAUACUAGUUUUCAUAGAAUUUUCUGUUAAUUUUUAUAGCAAACAAUUUUUGAGAAACCUGUGAGUUCUAUGUUUUGCUUCUUUGUGAUUCAUCAAGUUAAUGUAUACCUCUGUUUUGAUAAUUAGUUAAAUAAAUUCAUUUUCUUGGGUAAAAA